AUGAGCCAUCCGCCUUCGUCAAUGAUGGAACUUGACGUUCUGUCCAUGGAAUCCCGAAAGAGAUCUUUUACUACCGAGGUCGCAUCGGUACCUUCAGUCACUCCCACCAAGUCUGGGGAGCCCUCUCUUGGGAACGGCAGUCUGGGUACUAGAUCGUCUUCAGCCCCACCUUCACGCAAACAAAUCACGACAGGCCGUAUCCAGUUUCUCGCUUUGUGUUUCUGCCUCUUUCUUGCUGGAUGGAAUGACGGCUCGACUGGACCGCUGUUGCUCCGCAUUCAGGAUGCCUAUCAUGUAAACUUUCUUAUUGUUUCCCUGAUGUUCGUAUUCGCGUGUGUCGUAAGCAUCUGGUGUAUUUCCACUGCGUACCGUUUUGAAUUGCAUGACCAGGGCUUCGUAUCUGGGGCGUUGAUAAAUGUACCUCUGAAUGACAAGCUUGGUUUUGGACGUGUAAGCUUCAAAAUGAUUUCCGUAGACGGCACAACAUCUAACAACGUCCCUGGCACUCUUUCCAGGUUAUCGCAAUUGGUGAGAUCAAUUGACCGACAGCUCAACCAUAACCCACCGCCGAUUUAUAGGCGCUUUAUGUCAGGUUGUCGGCUAUGCAAUCCAAGCGCCUGGACCCCCGUUUCCUGCAUUUGUUUUUGCGUUCGUAAUCAAUGGGGUUGGCAUAGCUCUACAGCCAAUGGUUUUGUAGCAACACUGAAGGAUAACCCCGAAGCGAAGAUGGGCAUUCUUCACGCUGCAUACGGCGUUGGAGCGCUUGCCGCCCCUUUGGUCGCCACCCAAUUCGCACAACUUCACCGGUGGUCAUUCCACUACAUGAUUUCUCUUGGACUUACCAUAGCAAACGCCAUCGUCCUAUGGGUCGUCUUCCGCUUCAAGAAUCAAGAUGACUGCCUCCUACAAGCUGGCGAGACAGUUGCGCAAAAAGUUGCCGGUGAGGACGACCACAAAUUUCGUCAGAUCAUGCAGACCAAAGCCGUCCACUUGCUUGCUCUAUUCACCCUCGUUUAUGUUGGGGUUGAGGUUACAAUUGGGGGCUGGAUCGUGACAUUUAUUAUUCAAGUUCGUAAAGGAGGGCCAUCAUCGGGUUAUAUUUCUUCUGGAUUUUUUGGUGGCCUUGCACUUGGUCGGGUUUUACUUCUGUGGGUAAAUCAGAAGGUCGGAGAACGACGCGCACUGUUUAUCUACGCAUUUCUCGCCAUUGGUUUAGAAAUUGUUGUCUGGACUGUCCCGUCUCUCGUUGGGGACGCCAUUGCCAUAUCUAUCGUCGGCCUGCUUCUAGGACCGAUGUACCCGAUUGCGAUGAACCAUGCUUCACGCGUCCUCCCCCGAUGGAUUUUGACUGGCUCAAUAGGUUGGAUAGCGGGAUUUGGACAAGCGGGCAGUGCGGUACUUCCAUUCAUGACAGGCGCUAUCGCGGAAAAGCACGGGAUUAAGACGUUGCACCCUUUCCUCGCGGCGAUGAUGGUGGUGAUGACUUUGUUGUGGGCGAUAGUGCCCAGGACAUCGAGAAGAGGGGAUUAG
Laccaria bicolor S238N-H82 is the source of this 1530-nucleotide messenger RNA. RefSeq names its product DHA1 transporter. Gene Ontology annotation, cellular component: membrane. Lineage: Eukaryota; Fungi; Basidiomycota; Agaricomycetes; Agaricales; Hydnangiaceae. The record is from RefSeq and is a predicted model, not a curated record. The transcript is spliced from 10 exons. Gene Ontology annotation, biological process: transmembrane transport. Gene Ontology annotation, molecular function: transmembrane transporter activity. Bases 1 to 1530 code for a protein of 509 amino acids.